Messenger RNA from Apus apus (common swift), 4985 nucleotides. It is a transcript of the gene WWTR1, whose product is annotated as WW domain containing transcription regulator 1. Gene Ontology annotation, biological process: hippo signaling; positive regulation of transcription by RNA polymerase II. The transcript has 6 exons. The record is from RefSeq and is a predicted model, not a curated record. Lineage: Eukaryota; Metazoa; Chordata; Aves; Apodiformes; Apodidae. Bases 234 to 1349 code for a protein of 371 amino acids. Gene Ontology annotation, molecular function: transcription coactivator activity; transcription corepressor activity; protein binding. Gene Ontology annotation, cellular component: cytoplasm; nucleus.
CGGGGGCGGGCGAGAGGGGCCGGCGCUGCCCGGGUCCCGCCGCUGCCCGGCCCGGGGGAGGGCCCGCCCGGGACACCGAGGCUGCGGGCGGGGGCACAGAGGCUCUCUGCCCGCUCCGGCAGCGCGGCGGUGAUUCGCCCCCGCCCCCCGGCUCCGAAGGGCACGUCCUCGGCGGCGCCGGGCCCGGCCGCUGCCUGCCCGCCGGGACGUCUGCGCCCGCCGUCGGGGGGACGAUGAACCCCGCUGCGGCGGCCCCGCCGCCGGGGCAGCAGGUGAUCCACGUCACGCAGGACCUGGACACGGAGCUGGAGGCGCUUUUCAACGCGGUGAUGAACCCCAAGCCCAGCUCCUGGAGGAAGAAGAUCCUGCCCGAGUCCUUCUUCAAGGAGCCGGACUCGGGCUCGCACUCGCGGCAGUCCAGCACGGACUCGGGCGGGCCCCCGCCGCGUCCCGCCGCCGCCCAGCACGUCCGCUCCCACUCCUCACCCGCCUCGCUGGCGGGCUCGGCCGCGGCCCCGCAGCACGGCCACCUCCGGCAGCGCUCCUACGACGUGACGGACGAGCUGCCGCUGCCGCCCGGCUGGGAGAUGGCGCUCACGCACACGGGACAGCGGUACUUCCUCAAUCACAUAGAAAAAAUUACAACCUGGCAAGAUCCUCGGAAAGCCAUGAACCAACCUCUGAGCCACAUGAGCCACCACCCUGCAGCUGCUGCCACACCAGUGCCACAGAGGCCCAUGGCCAUGUCUCAGCCAAAUCUCGCCCUGGGCCCCCCGCAGGUGCCCCCCGGCGCGGCGCUGCGGGGCCUGCCCGGCGCGCUCACCGCGCAGCAGCAGCAGCAGCAGAAGCUGAGGCUGCAGAGGAUCCAGAUGGAGAGGGAGCGAAUUAGGAUGCGUCAGGAGGAGCUGCUGCGACAGGAGGCUGCUCUGUGCAGACAGCUUCCCAUGGAGUCAGACAGCCUGGCCCCAGUGCAGGCAGCUGUGAGCACACCAGCCAUGGCACCAGACAUGAGGCCGAUCACAAAUAAUGGAUCUGAUCCAUUUUUGAACAGUGGGCCCUACCAUUCCAGGGAGCAGAGCACGGACAGUGGCCUGGGGUUAGGAUGCUACAGCAUACCAACAACUCCUGAGGAUUUCCUCGGCAAUGUAGAUGAGAUGGAUACAGGAGAAACUAUAGCACAGACAACAAUGAACAUAAAUCCACAGCAAACACGUUUCCCAGAUUUCCUCGACUGUCUUCCAGGCACAAAUGUUGAUCUUGGGACUCUAGAGUCAGAAGACCUGAUCCCUAUCCUCAAUGACGUGGAGUCAGUACUCAACAGAAACGAGCCCUUCCUGACCUGGCUGUGAUCGACUGGGCCUACAAUGCAGUUCAGCAUUUCUCUUUUUCCUCUUGAGACAGGGGUAGAGUAUCUGAAAAUCCUCAAGGGACACAACUUGCUGCCUUAAUGACUUUUGUUACAUUAUCUUUACUGUCAGUUCAGUCUCUGCCUGGAUUUGAUUGACACUAAUUUAAAUAUAAAAUACAGAUAUAUAUAUAUAUAUAUAUAUAUAAAAAAAUACUUAUAUGCAUAUAUAUUUCUUCCUCUUGAAAAAAAGAGCACACUACUUUACCCAUUUGUAUACUUAUUUACCUUUUCACACCAGGCAGAAAUGUUUCACUGUAAGGACAGAAAGUGGGUGGUGUUUGUGCAUCCCUGAGUGAUCUUGGUAUUGAUUAACAUCACAAACUCUCCAUGCAUCACAAAAGCCAAUUACUAGGUCACUUGGUUCAAAAAACAAGCACAGCAUCACACCAUGAGAGCAGUUUUAUUACUGUGUUUAUGACAAUAGUAUCAGAACCUUUUUUUAUCAACUUAAUUAAGCCUUAAACAUCUUUUUUUUCAUUUUUUAGUAACUAACUGUGCUGUAUGGAAUACAGAUCAAAUCUGGUCUGUAUCAGCCAUAAUAAUUCUCAUUAUGUAUUUGUAAAGGCGCAAGCAGUACUAUUGCCAUUUGUUUUUUCAGUAUAUUACUGUACCGUUUUAAGAAAAUACUACUUCCAAUCUUGAAAGUACUGGAAUUGCUUAGCAGUAUUUUUACACUACAAUAUUGUUGCAAAAUAAAGCAGGCUGGUACUGACUGUUGCCUUUUAAGAACAAAGCAAUGUAUUAUUAAAAAAGCAUUUUUUAAAAGAUCUUAGAUUUUGAUGUUUGUUAUAUUAAGCACUACAAUUUUGUAACUUAACACAUGAACAAACAAUUUUAUAUAUAUAUAAAAACUGUGGCAAAGAUCUUAAAUGCAAAAAUGUGCUUUUAAAAUCGGGUCUGGAAAAAGUGGCACAACUUCUUGACGUCAUAUGUAGUGGGGAAGACCCUUGCUCGUGCUGUUUUUAGUGAUGUUUUUAACUGACAGUGUCAAAAUACAUGUAGUUGUAUACAUGAAAAAAAGAUGGUAACUUUAUCAGGGCAAGGCUGAGGCAGUCUUGUGACUGCUCUGGUAAAGCUGCUGAGUUCUUAAGUCUUUCACUUCUUGUGCUUGGUGUACAGGAGAUGCAGUGUGUUCUGUGUAUUCCUGCCUGUUGUGUAUCCUACAAAUCCUUCUUUAUCAGAGGUUUGGGACUGAGAAGGCAUCAAGGACACUAAGCUUGCAGUUCCCCUGAAAUGCAAAUGAAGUCCUGAAAUUCUUAAGUAUUUUGAAAUUAUAUUAUUUAUAAUCAAUGAAUGUUAAGCUUUUUAUAUUGAAAAAAAGAUGUCUUUUUAUGAAAGGCAUUGGAACUUUUCUCUAAGCUUGAUCCAGGCCAUGUAAAGAGGAGGAGAUGCAGCGCUCGAUGUCAGUGUGUUUGCCAGCCCUGACACCACUACACUGGAUCUUACCUAUGCACCAGAAUAUUGAUCACUAAAGGCUCUUUCCAUCUAGUGGAUGAAGGUGGGUGAAAAGGUCAGAGAUGAAGCGAUGGAAAGGUGGAGCAGGUUUGGAAGGCAGGUGAUUCCAUAAGAAAUGUAGAUCCUUGCCAGGACAGGUGGUGCAGAUGGGGGUACGCAGGAACAAAUCACCAGUGUUCAGUAAAAAACAUCACAGGAGAACCUGAUGCAGUGAACUGCCUGGUCAGAGAUGAGCUGCUGGGUGGACAUGGUGUCAGAAGGUGGAAAAUAAAAAGGACACACACCGAAAUUUUGCAAAAAGAGAUGGAAGGCAAAGACCUACAGUUGUCGAGUUUUGUUAUGUAGAAAAAAGAAGCUCUUUUUAUGUUGUGGGGUUUUUUAAUAGAAAUGAGAUGGGACAGCAGAGUGGUCUGCACAGAAUUUCAUUACUGAAUGGGCAUUGUGUUUCUUUUAUUAUUCUUUUUUCUUAAAUUAUUUUUGCUAGUGCUAACCAUUGAGGUAGCACAGAUUUCUUUUCAAUGAACAGGGGACCGGGCAGGGCCAACCAAUAUUACUGUAGUUAUGAUUAAUCUCUGUCUUAAGGAUUUCUUCAGGUUGUCAGCCUGAAUAAAAAACAGAUGGUCCCAAGGCUUUGUUCUUCAGUGACAUGCCUGACUUUGGUAAAAGAAUUGCAGGUUUUUUGGUGUCUGGUUGUGAUGCCCAUUGUGAGGCCGACUCGCCAGCGCUGCAGGGUUGGCCCAGCGAGCUGAAGCCAUUGGUGCUGGAACAACGGGCAGUAGCUACAGACCUGAGCUCUAGAGUCAGCCCGUUCAUACUGCUCGUCACUAGAUCAUCUUUAGACAGUCUGUUCAUUUGCUGGUAAGUCUGUACUCUUGCAAAUUUUAGUUUUGUCAUCAGAAAGGCUGUUCCAGGCAGGUCAGGCUCUCAGCUGGUGUGAAUGAGCCAGCCUGGGCUGGCUUCUGUUUGGCUUCAUCACCUGAAGGCCAUGCUUCUUGCAGGGAAGUCACGUGGAUGUUUAUCAGAAUUGUGAAGCUACAAACUUUAUUCCUCUUUCAGGCUGUUAAGUGUCUUGGUUCAAAGACCUUUAAGAGAUAAAAAAGUCAUAAACUCUUAUUUCCGUAUGACUUCCAUAACACACCAGCUGCAGAUUUGGAACAGGAGGGUGCUGUGUGAAACAAAACUUCCAGUGUAAAACAACUGCCAGGAUCUUAGGUCAGGUCUUUACUCAGUCAUGAACCAAAUCAUGGUUAAGUUGAAAGUGAUUCUUUAAGCUUUUCAUUUUUGUAAUGGAGAGGAUGUGUCAGAUGAAGUGUAGCAGCGACAAAAUCGACUUUCUAAAGUUACUUUUUUUAAAAGUUCCUGGCUUUAAACAGGCUUAUAGCAGAACUUUUAAGUAUUCAAAGCAUAUGUUAUUCUUACGAAACUGAAUUUAUUGCUGACAAUAUUUCACUGUUCUUUUUCAGGUUUUGAACAUUUGUUUUACCAAAUGUACACUGUCUACUUGUAGUAUAAAUACAAUAGAUGUGCCAGCUGGACAGGUUACUGCUGACCAGCACUGAGGGUGGCAUACAAAAAUCUUGGUGAUACAGAAGUAAUGGGAUGUUGUUAAUUACAGUUUGUAUCCUGGUAAUACUCAUAGAAUGUACAUGGGGGCAGGAAUGGGUUUGACUUUUUGACAACAAGUGGUGUUUGGGGAAGACAUUUAAAACAGACAUUUAAAGACUGUUUUAAAUACAGAAAAACAUAGAUGUUCAAAUGAACUUGUUUCCUAAUACACUACAUCCAUGUAUGUGCUAGUACUUUAACUUUUUUAUUUACUUUUUUUCAUUUUGUUAUAUGACAUGUGUGAGCAUUUGUUUUCCAUUUCAGCCGACUGUAUGUAUCAAAAGCAAUCAGAUCAAACUGUUGUAUCCAGGGUUUGAUUCUGUUUUGUUGUGGUUUUUUUUUUUAAAUUCCUUUGAUCUUGUACAUGAAAAACAAAUAUAAAUGAACUGAAAUAUUUUGGAUGCAUAUUGGUUUAUUAAAUUGUUUCGUUUUUUCUUUGGAGGAUUGUAGUAUGUGCUUCCUAGAGAACUGUGUAACACUGCUUGGAAUAAAGGUACAGACAUUCUGUGCAAAGGCA